AUGCCCGAUUCUGUAUUUAAUACACUUCUUGAUUUGUUGAGGCAAGCACUCCCAGAAGGUGUAAAUCUACCCAAUUCUUAUUAUGAAGCAAAAAAAAUAAUGAAAGAACUAGGACUUGGAUACGAAAAAUAUGAUGCAUGUCCUAAUGAUUGCACAUUGUAUUGGGGAAAAGAUGAAUCAAAGAUAAAAUGUGACACUUGUAAGCAUCUACGGUGGGAAGGAACAAAGGAUGAUCCUACUGGUGAAAAAAGAAAGGUUCCCCAUAAGGUUUUGUGGCACUUUCCGCUUAAACCCAGAUUGCAGCGUCUGUUCAUGUCAUCUAAAACAGCCUCUUUCAUGAAAUGGCAUGUCGAGGGUCGUACUAAGGAUGGUCGCAUGAGACAUCCUGCAGAUACUUCGGUUUGGCAAUCAUUUGAUUACCAAAAUCCCGAAUUUGCAAAAGAUCCUCGUAAUGUCAGAUUGGGUUUAGCUUUUGAUGGAUUUAAUCCAUUUAAAUCUAUGAAUGUGAACCAUAGUACAUGGCCGGUAGUACUGAUGCCUUAUAAUUUGCCACCAUGGAUGUGCAUGAAGCAGCCAUACUUUAUGUUGUCACUACUCAUUCCUGGCCCAUAUGCACCUGGGAAUAACAUUGACGUUUACCUUCAACCUCUUAUAGCUGAGUUGAAGGAAUUGUGGGAUGUAGGUAUGACUACUUAUGAUGCAUCAUCAAAGGAAAAUUUUCAGAUGCAUGCUGCUUUACUUUGGACCAUUAGUGAUUUUCCUGGUUAUGCUAAUUUAUCUGGUUGGAGUACUAAAGGUUAUUUAGCAUGUCCAGUAUGUCAUAAGCACACCGUUUCACACCAUUUAAGACAUGGUUCAAAACAAUGUUACAUGGGUCAUCGGCGAUUUCUGGAAAAGGAGCAUCCAUAUCGAAAAGAUAAACGUCACUUUGAUGGAAAAAAAGAACAUGGAGUUGCACCACCUCGCUUGACAGGUGAUAUGAUCUUGGAGGAGUUGAGGUCUUAUAAAAUCAAAUUUGGGAAGGCAGUCAAUGAUAACCCUGAAUUACCCUUUAACUGGAAGAAACAAAGCAUUUUUUUUGACUUGCCAUAUUGGAAGAACAAUUUGUUACGUCAUUGUCUUGAUGUCAUGCAUAUUGAAAAAAAUGUAUGUGAGACAAUAGUUAGAACAUUAUUGAAUGUGGAUGGCAAGUAUGAUAACCUUGGUGUACGGCAUGAUUUGGAAGAAAUGGGCAUACGAGCAGGUCUUCAUCCUAUUACAGAUGAGUUUGGGAGAGCAUACUUGCCUCCAACAUGUUUCUAUUUGGAUAAGAAGGAGAAAGAGUUAUUCUGUAAAAUUCUGAAAAAGCAACUGUUACCACUCUGUUAUAGAAAACUUCUUCCAAAAUCGGUGCGGUCUCCGUUGAUAAAGUUGUCCAAAUACUUUAGAGAUUUAUGUUGUAAAGCUCUUUGUCCUCGGGAACUGCUUCGUAUGGAAAAGGAAAUUGCUGUUGUACUAUGCCAGUUAGAGCGCAUGUUUCCACCAUCUUUUUUUGUUAUAAUGGUGCAUUUGACCACUCAUUUAGCAACCGAAGCAAGGAUAGCUGGUCCAGUACAUUAUCGUUGGAUGUAUCCAAUUGAAAGGUACCUAUGCACUUUGAAAAAUUAUGUCCGAAAUAGAAGUCGGCCUGAAGGUUCAAUUGCAGAGGGGUACCUAGUUGAUGAGUGCUUGACAUUUUGCUCUCUCUACUUAUCUGAUGAAGUGACAACUAAGUUCAAUCGAUCAAGUAGAAAUGAAGAUGGAGGUGAAAGUUCAACUGAAGGACUUGAGAUUUUUUCUAUACAAGGUCGGGCAUUAGGAAAAGGAACUUCAGUUGUAAUGGAUGAUGAAACCAUAAAAAAGGCACAUCAAUAUGUGAUAUUCAAUUGUGAAGCCGUGGAUCCAUAUAUCAACCAACAUCGUAAAUUGGUUGAAGAGCAGCAUUUGCGUAGUUCAAAAUAUGAAAAGGAGCGGAUUCAUAGUGAGACAUUUGCAAAUUGGUUUGACAGCCAUGGUCCAAAUGUUGUGGGUUCGAAGUAUGAGAGAUACAUUGUGAAUGGUUUUAGAUUUCAUACAAAAUAUUUGGAGAGCAAAAGAAAAAAUCAGAAUAGUGGGGUGAUUGUUACUGCAAUAACAUCAAGUUUCGCAAGCACCAAGGAUAUGAAUCCGGUUUCAAGUGACUUGGCCUAUUAUGGUGUCUUAAAGGAUAUUCUGGAAUUGGACUAUGGUGGAGGUCGAAGAGUGGUUUUGUUUGACUGUGAUUGGGUUUCUAAGGGGAAACGAUUGAAACAAGAUGAUGAUGGGUUUACACUUGUGAAUUUUAUGAAUGUGAAGCGCCACCAUGAACCCUUCGUUCUUGCAUCUCAAGUGAAACAAGUAUUUUACGUGGAGGAUCCUUUGGAUAAGGGGUGGAAUGUUGUUAUUCCAACUGUACCACGAGAUGAUUUGAAGAUAGAUCCCAUAGAUGUUGAGAUGUACUUGCAAAGUCAGCCUUCAAGUAGUCAUCAAAGAGAUACAUUUGAUGAUAUUAAUUGGGUUCGAGAAGGUGUCAUAGGAGAAAUAGUUGAUACUACUAGAGUGGCAUUUAGUUCCAAGGGAUGA
Messenger RNA from Coffea eugenioides, 2619 nucleotides. RefSeq lists its product as uncharacterized. NCBI's taxonomy places the organism in Eukaryota, Viridiplantae, Streptophyta, Magnoliopsida, Gentianales, Rubiaceae. The record is from RefSeq and is a predicted model, not a curated record. The transcript has 5 exons. Bases 1 to 2619 code for a protein of 872 amino acids.